GGUCGCUGUGUGCACUUUCUCUUCUCUGUCUCAGAGAGGUGUGUGGGCUGAGCGUGAUUUGACGGAAAGAGGGGGGAAAAAAGAGACAGUGAGAGAGAGAGAGAGAGACAAAGAAAAGAAACAAGAGAAAGAAAGAGCUGCACAUCCCUCCUGGAAUUAUUUGAAGAUACUCACAUACUUUUAAGGAGGAACUAUCACUGAGUCCUUGAGAACCUGUUGUUGACUCAACAUUUGGACAUGGAAACAGACAUCACUGACCUCUGAUGACACAGUUUGAGGACUUUUGAGGAAAAUAACUAAAUCUUGCCUCUCUUCACACUUUCCUGGUGGAACUUAAACUGUGAGAGAAACAAUCAGAGUAAGAUAGCUACUCAGGAUUAUCUUUUGGAGAAGUCUGGAGGCUUUUGAAGUUGAUAUUAAUCAUUUUAUUCCACUGUGUAGAUGUAAAUAUUUCUCUGUUAAAAUACUACUUUGUGUGCUAGUGCUCAUUUUAGUGCUAACUUGUGGACUACAUUUCCAGUCUAAUUUUCUGAGGACACAGUCAGUCAUUAUCGAUUAACACCGACAGAGUGACUAUAAAGAAAAAUCACUAAAUUCCUCCUGUGUAAAUCAUCAGUAAUCAAUCCUAAAGCAUCAUUAAUUUAGUCUUGAGUCAAUACAAAAAGAAAGAAGACUGAGAGAGAGGAAGAGAUGGCACAGAAAGAAGGAGGAACAGAGCAGGGCCGUGUUAAGACCGGGGACAACCUGGGGGCCAAAGCCAUGGCUGGGGCCCCCACAGCAGGAGGCGGAGUGGUGGUGGAGGUCAGGGAGAAGAAGGGACCACUGCGGGCCGCCAUACCUACAAUGCCUUUCCCUCUGGCUGUCAUCUGUCUGUUUCUUAACACCUUUAUACCUGGACUUGGUACUUUCAUCUCAGCGUUCUCAGUGCUGUGUGGAGCUCACAGUGAUCUGAUCUCCGAGCGAGGCGUGUGCUGCGUCUUCUGGCUCAAUGUGGCAGCGGCGCUCAUCCAGAUACUGACAGCUGUUAUCAUGGUUGGAUGGAUCAUGAGCAUCUUCUGGGGAAUGGACAUGGUCAUCCUGGCAAUUUCAGAUGGUUGCAGAGAUCAGGGUGUUCCCCAGGACGUCUGAAAGGGCUGCAGAUCCACUCAGCCCAUCCAUCACAUGGACACUUUGACCUCUUUAGCUCCCUGAAGCCUGACGGAGACCUUUAACUUUGCGAUGACUUGUAACUGUCUGUCUUUCAAACACUACGGGACGAGAGUGGCCGAGACGUAAAGGAAGAAAACAAGUGAUCUGUGGAAAGGAAGAUAGAAAACCAUCAUCCUAUUGACUCUCAGUUAUGUUAAGAAUAUCGCCAUACAUUUACCUGUUAAGUUAAAGAUAAAACUGUACAGUCACAGUAAGAUAAUGAAUACAAUGAGCCUCAUAUAAGCAUCCGUACUAACAAAUGUGUCCUUAAAUGCCACAUAAGUGUGAUUUAAGGGGAUUUGAAACAAUCACAAUUUCUCGUAGUUUCUACUUUUUCCAGGUAUGAACACAAUUUACAAAUGGUCCAGAAUUUUUCAUGUGUAUUUCCAUUAGUUUUCAUCAAAGUAUUGUAUAUUUUCUUUCUUUUAAAGCAUAUUUGAGUCAAAAUUUGUUCAUAUCCUGUUUUAUGCCUAAAAAA
Messenger RNA from Sphaeramia orbicularis (orbiculate cardinalfish), 1666 nucleotides. RefSeq names its product stum, mechanosensory transduction mediator homolog (gene stum). The transcript is spliced from 4 exons. The record is from RefSeq and is a predicted model, not a curated record. The coding region runs from base 691 to 1128 and encodes 145 amino acids. NCBI's taxonomy places the organism in Eukaryota, Metazoa, Chordata, Actinopteri, Kurtiformes, Apogonidae.